UCAACUCAUCGGAACUCCACCACCCCAGGAUGCGGCUCUUGCCUACCUCAGUUCGUUCCUCUUGCCGGUCUUCUUCCGGCGACGGCGACCCUCGCACGGCGGUUUCUCGACCCCGGUUUCGUCAGGCGGAACGAGGCGACGUGGGAUCCCAGGCCGUUAUUCGUGUCGUUCGUGUCACGACUGAUCUUGGGUUUCGGUCUCUGAAGACAUGGUCGGUCUUUAGGAUUUUUGCAGGGAUGUUGUGCGAUCGUCGUGCAAGCCCGUUCUUGUGCAAUGUUACCUGGUCUAUAACUAUAUAUACUGGUCAAAAUCAUAGCACCCCUGUAAAGAAAUAUAAGGGCGUUUAGAUCACUACUUAUAUUUCCUUACGGAGGGAGUACAGGUGUAGAACAAAGUCACGCGUUUUAACUAAGCAUUUACCCUUUUUCUUCGAAUGUUGUAGAUAGAUGCAACUGAUUUUGAUUUUCGAAACAUUUCAGGUAUAUAGCAAAUCGACCUGCAUCCACUAUUUGUACUGAGAUUAAAUUGAAACUUCUGAAUUUCCUAAGAAUGAGAAUAUCCACAUGGUCUCACAGAUUUGAAUUUCCAGUACUUUUUGCUGUUUCAUAGGUUUCAUUCAGCGACAUUUCUUAGUUUCAGGCUUUCAGCUUUCUACUGCUCCCAUGCCAAUUAUGAAUUAGACGUGGAGUUCACCACUUUUAUCUCCAGAAAGAUGCCCGUGUCAAGCGUCGCAAAACCUUCGUCAGCUAAACCAAAUCCAUUCGAUUCCGACUCAGACUCUGAAUUUACCUCGAGGCCUGCAAGAGCAUCAUCUUCCAACUCAGUUGAUCCUGGUACCAAUGGCCGAUGCAAGAAUGGCUUCCGCGAUUCAGGCGGGUUCGACAACCAAUCCGUGCAAGAGCUGGAGAGCUAUGUUGCAUACAAGGCCGAGGAGACCACUCAGAAAGUGAACGUCUGCCUUCGGCUCGCUGAAAACAUCAAGGAGGAUGCUACCAACACUCUGAUCGCCUUGCACAAGCAGGGUCAACAGAUGAAUAGGACCCAUGAAACCGCUGCGAACAUUGAUCAGGACCUUAGCAGGAGUGAGACACUUCUGGGAAGCCUUGGAGGGUUCUUCUCAAAAACCUGGAAGCCCAAGAAAACCAGGCAAAUAAAGGGACCAGCAGUUAUCUCGAGAGAUGAUCCCUUCAAAAGAAGGGCUAACCACCUAGAGCAGAGAGAAAAAUUAGGAUUGUCUUCAAGCCCCAGAGGGAAGUCGAAUCCUCAGACGUAUUCUGAUCCUACCAACGCCAUGGAGAAGGUUCAGGUGGAGAAAGAUAAGCAAGACAAUGCCCUUUCUGAUCUUAGCGAUGUCCUGGGACAGCUCAAGGGCAUGGCUCUCGAUAUGGGCUCAGAAAUCGAUAGGCAAAACAAAGCCAUGGAUGGUCUACAAGAUGAUGUGGAGGAACUCAACUCCAGGGUGAAAGGAGCCAACCAGCGUGCACGCCGUUUGCUUGGGAAAUAAUAUUGCCUCGAAAAUGUAUGAGUGCAGUCUUGGUAUAUGAGGUUGCAGAAUCAAAACAUUGCUGCUGCUGCUUUGCUAAGCUUACUUUUGUAACUUCUCUUGGGAAGGAAAAGUUGCAAGUUGCAACAUUGCUCCCAAAAUACAUAUGAGGUGCACACAUAUAUAAUCAUCUAUUUUCCCUGGUUUGUGAUCAACCAAAUUGCUCAGAGAUUUUGAAAGCAACAUCAACUAUCUGUAUUUGUACAAAGAUUAGUAUUAACUAGCAAAAGAGCCCGUGUGUUGCAACGGGAGA
This is a messenger RNA of Triticum dicoccoides, 1796 nucleotides long. RefSeq names its product SNAP25 homologous protein SNAP33-like. Gene Ontology annotation, cellular component: plasma membrane; SNARE complex. The record is from RefSeq and is a predicted model, not a curated record. NCBI's taxonomy places the organism in Eukaryota, Viridiplantae, Streptophyta, Magnoliopsida, Poales, Poaceae. Bases 713 to 1504 code for a protein of 263 amino acids. Gene Ontology annotation, molecular function: SNAP receptor activity. The transcript is spliced from 6 exons.